AUGGGCGAGGGAGCGGAGGAAAUGUCGACGGGGCUGUCGGACGUGGAAGCGAAAGCAUUGCCAGAAAUGUUGGGGAUUAAAUCGAAGAGAUAUUUGUCGCAUCAGCAUGGUUCGCCAUGUCCCCCUUUUUACCCACAUUUUGGAAUGCACACGAGAAUGCACGACACGAGACCGUACGGGCCACCGGCGUACCCGAAGAACGAAAUCCAUCCAGUGAUGCAUCACGCCCCGAAGGAGCUUCAAUACGUUCACCAACCGAGCUACACCUCAUACGUGCCAAAGCAGACGAUUCAAUACGUCAAGCCAGAGUACAAGGCGCCAGUUUAUCAAAGUCCAAUUUACCAUGCUCCAGUAAUAGCCCCGAUCGAUGUUAAGCCAGCUCAUCCCGUGAUUAAGCAGGAGCAACCAAGUUAUUAUCAUCAUUAUCAGCAGCCAAUAUUCCAAGCGAAAACUUACCCGAAGCCAGUCUUCUCAUACGCGCCAGCUUACCACAAGCCAAUGCCGAUGAUCUGGCCUGCGACUCCGGUGAAAAAAUACGAGUACCCAGCCCCCCAGAUCCCUUAUCAUGAGCCAAGCAUUGUGUACAAACCUGAGCCACCGAAAUGUGCGCCCUGCCCACCGGCUCACGUCCCCCCGCCCCAGCAUCAUCCGCCAUCUUUGUCCUACUUGAAAGUCAUUCAGCCUGCUGUCGUCCACCACGUGGAACCAGCCAAAACUUAUCUGCCGGCUCCGGUUCAUCCGAGCGUCGUUAAGCCCUGCGACAAGUAG
Venturia canescens is the source of this 768-nucleotide messenger RNA. RefSeq names its product proline-rich extensin-like protein EPR1. Lineage: Eukaryota; Metazoa; Arthropoda; Insecta; Hymenoptera; Ichneumonidae. The transcript has a single exon. Bases 1 to 768 code for a protein of 255 amino acids. The record is from RefSeq and is a predicted model, not a curated record.